Molecule: messenger RNA, 378 nt
Organism: Acaulospora morrowiae
Lineage: Eukaryota; Fungi; Glomeromycota; Glomeromycetes; Diversisporales; Acaulosporaceae
Source: the annotation of a GenBank genome assembly
AUGGCUGAAUACCAAGUGCUGCUUCUAAUGAAUAACUGUCCAGCACACACCACAGGCAUACUUGACAUUGCCAACACAGAGAUCAAGUUCUUGCCACCAAACACAACAUUGAAACUGCAACCACUUGAUGGCAGAAUCAUAAGAACACUGAAAAUCCAUUACCAUUGCCCACAAUUGCUAACUGUUGGAAAUAUUAUGGACUUGCUGGUUCACAAGCUAAAUGCUUAUCAACUGAUUGAUUAUAAUGGUAAACAGGAGAUCUGUGAAGUACAGAUGAAGAAAAAAUUUUUUGUAAGCCUAGGUUCUAAAAAUUUAGUUGCUAAUGACGAGGAGGGUAGAGAUGAUAUGGUUGAGCACCCAUAUUACAUAUCCAAGCAG